Molecule: messenger RNA, 1722 nt
Organism: Trichoderma breve
Lineage: Eukaryota; Fungi; Ascomycota; Sordariomycetes; Hypocreales; Hypocreaceae
Product: sodium/calcium exchanger protein domain-containing protein
Exons: 4
Coding region: 1-1722 (573 amino acids)
Biological process (GO): calcium ion transmembrane transport; intracellular calcium ion homeostasis
Cellular component (GO): fungal-type vacuole membrane
Molecular function (GO): calcium:proton antiporter activity
Source: RefSeq, a predicted model, not a curated record
AUGGAUACGUUCAAUCACUUUCGCAUCAAGCGCCAGGCGCAUAACAUCAGUCGACGGAGCAACGAAGCAUGGAAUCCGUUCCGACAUGUGUCCUGGAGGCCACAGAGAGCAGAGACUUGGAACGGAAGUCGUCUUGAGGCGCAACAUGACCAAGAAGACCUCACCUUCGCCGUAACCAGUCCGUAUCCCACUUCCGGCAAUACUCAUGACAAUUCUGCGAGUAGCCAUAACGACGAACAACAUGCUGGGAAGCAGUUGAGUGGAGAAGGCGAGGCACAAAUCGGAGGUAAUAGUGAAAACGAAAACUAUGACAUCCCCCUCAUCGACAGAAACCAGCUUCGAAACCGGAAACGCGGAUCUGACGAUAUCAUUAACGGGGCACCGUGGUUGGACAAAACAGCGAGCAUACCUCCAGUCGCCGAGCAGGAGAUAAAUAUAAAGCCUAAAAAAGAGGGCUUCUUCCGACAUGUCGAGCCUCAAGAGCCCUUCACCGUCGCUAACCAGUUGCAGCGAAUAUUUUUUGAGAGCUGGCUAAACAUCUUUCUCCCUCUGAUUCCUGUUGGAAUUGCCCUUCAUAUCAUCAAGGGAAACUCUAUCGAGACCUUUAUCGUCAAUUUCUUUGCGACAUUUCCCCUUCAAAACAUGGCGGCUCAGGGUCUUGAUGAGAUACAGUUGCGACUGGGGAAGAUAUACGGGAAUUUGUUAUAUAUUACUACUUUCAACUUUUUCCAACUCAUAUCCUCCAUCUUGCUACUCGUUAACAAAGAGAUUGUCAUCCUCCAGACCACGCUUAUCGGCGGUAUUCUCGCCAACAUUCUCCUCAUCCUCGGCCUUAGCUUCAUAGCAGGAGGGCUCCGCCGCCCAGAGCAGUUUUACAACAUCACGACCGCUCACGUCUCAUCAAACCUCUUAUCCCUAUCUGCAACAAGUCUUUUGAUACCAACCGCAUCCAAACUGCUCGGCCAGACUUCAGACGGAAAUCUAGCAAAGCAGUCCCGGGGGGCAUCUGUCCUCUUGAUAUUCGUCUAUAUUCUCUUCCUAGUAUAUCAGUUUAAAACGCAUAAUAGUGUCUUCUCUGAGAAAUCUCAGAAGGUACCGGCAGUUUCGUGGGGAAAGCCGCCUCCAAAUUUGAAAGCCGCCUUAGUACUCCCGGCCGCUGUUAUCCCGGCUGCUCUGGCCGUACAGGACAUUCUACAACCAGACAUGAAAGCCAAGGAUAUCGAUGAAGAUGAGGAUGAUGCACCUCUGUUAUAUUUUCCACUGGCGAUCUCUCUCUUCCUCGCUUCCAAUGUUGGACUGUUCUUUCUCGUCGAUUACGUCGUUAACAGCAUUAAUGGUCUUGCGACGACCGCUCAGCUCUCCAGGACAUUUAUUGGCUUGGUCUUGCUUCCAAUCCCAAACUGCGAUCCCUAUGCCAUCUACUUGGCUAUUCAAGACGAAGUUGAUCACGUUAUUACAUGCACGAUUGGCAAAUGCAUACAGACAGCCCUGUGCAUCACGCCUUUUAUCACCUUGCUGGCUUGGUGGCUUGACAUUCAGGGUGUCACUCUUGUAUUUGACGGAUUUGAGAUUGUGAGCUUGUUUGCAGCCAUAUUGCUGCUGAAUUUUGUUGUCUCGCCAGGAAAAGACCACUGGAUUCAGGGAGCUCUCUUGUUGGCAGACUGGGGUUUGAUAGCUAUCGCCGCAUACUUUGUAGAUUUGGGGCCAUAUGGUCGUACGUGA